Molecule: messenger RNA, 4766 nt
Organism: Thalassophryne amazonica
Lineage: Eukaryota; Metazoa; Chordata; Actinopteri; Batrachoidiformes; Batrachoididae
Gene: cand1
Product: cullin-associated and neddylation-dissociated 1
Biological process (GO): SCF complex assembly; protein ubiquitination
Cellular component (GO): nucleus
Source: RefSeq, a predicted model, not a curated record
CCGAUGAAGAAGUCGUGCGGCACCCCGCCCCUUUGCAGGCAGAACGGGAGCUCCAUUCAAACACGGCGAAUUUCGCGGCCCGCGAUGCGAUAGUCGUUGUGAGGAAAGACAGGAGCCGAAAAGAGAACCCUUAAGCCGCAAACUAAACUCACAGACCGAGCGGACACCCGGAGAAGCGGGCAUCCAGUCAGACGGAACACAAACACACUGAGCGCAGAGUGUUAGCAGGCGGCUAACGGCACCGACAUGGCGAGCGCCUCAUACCACAUAUCCAACCUGCUGGAAAAAAUGACUUCCAGCGACAAGGACUUCAGGUUUAUGGCUACUAAUGACCUGAUGACGGAACUACAGAAAGAUUCAAUCAAACUGGACGAUGACAGUGAGAGGAAGGUUGUCAGGAUGAUCCUCAAACUGCUGGAGGACAAGAACGGUGAAGUUCAGAACCUGGCUGUCAAAUGUUUGGGCCCCUUGGUGAGUAAGGUGAAGGAGUACCAGGUAGAGACCAUCGUGGACACACUGUGCACCAACAUGCUGUCGGACAAAGAACAGCUCAGAGACAUUUCCUCCAUUGGUCUCAAAACUGUAAUCGGAGAAUUGCCGCCUGCUUCCAGCGGUUCUGCCCUCGCUGCCAGUGUUUGCAAGAAGAUAACUGGUCGGCUGACGAGUGCUAUCGCCAAACAGGAAGACGUAUCUGUGCAGCUGGAGGCGCUGGAUAUCAUGGCGGACAUGCUCUGCAGACAGGGGGGGCUGUUAGUGAAUUUCCACCCCUCCAUCCUGAGCUGUCUGCUUCCUCAGCUCACCUCCCCCAGACUCGCUGUCAGAAAGAGGACCAUCAUGGCUCUGGGCCACCUGGUGAUGUCCUGUGGAAAUCUGGUCUUCGUCGAUCUGAUUGAACUUCUGACUGAGCUGGGAAGAAACGACAAUAUGUCGACCACCAGAACCUACAUCCAAUGCACGGCCGCCAUCAGCAGACAGGCUGGAACAGGAUGGUGAGAGUACUUGGAGAAGAUCAUCCCGCUGGUUGUAAAGUUUUGUAAUGUUGACGACGAUGAGCUCAGAGAGUACUGCAUCCAGGCUUUUGAGUCCUUUGUUAGGAGGUGUCCUAAAGAGGUUUACCCUCACGUUCCACGUAUCUCAAUCUGUUUGUGCUACUUGACCUAUGACCCCAACUACAACUUUGACGAUGAAGAUGAGGAUGACAACGCGAUGGAUGCUGAGCAGAAUGAUGAAGACUAUCAAGGCAGCGACGACGAGUACAGUGAUGAUGACGACAUGAGCUGGAAGGUUCGCAGGGCGGCGGCUAAGUGUUUGGAUGCAGUUGUUUCAACGCGUCACGAGAUGUUGCCUGAGUUUUAUCGCUCUGUCUCUCCGGCUCUCGUCUGCCGGUUUAAGGAGAGGGAGGAGAACGUGAAGGCGGACGUUUUCCAUGCCUACCUGUCGCUGCUCAAACAGACCAGACCAGCUCAGAGCUGGUUGGCUGAUCCAGAUGCCAUGGAGCAAGGAGACACACCCCUAACCAUGCUGCAGAGUCAGGUUCCCAUGAUCGUGAAAGCGCUUCACAAGCAGCUGAAGGAGAAAAGUGUUAAAACGCGUCAGUGUUGUUUCAACAUGUUGACUGAGCUGGUGAACGUCCUUCCAGGCGCGCUGACUCAGCAUAUACCAGUACUUAUACCAGGCAUCAUCUUCUCUCUAAAUGAUAAGUCGAGCAGCUCUAAUCUGAAAAUUGACGCCUUGGCGUGCCUCCACGUCAUCAUGGUAACACACCCCGCCCACGCCUUCCACGCCCACGUCCCUGCCCUCGUCCCGCCUGUGGUGGCCUGCGUCAGUGACCCCUUUUAUAAGAUUACGUCUGAGGCUCUGCUUGUCACCCAGCAGCUUGUUAAGGUCAUUAGACCCUUUGGACAGCCAAUCAGAAGACCAGGAAGUUUGGACCCGUCUCCCUUUAUACUCAACGAUCCUGUUCACUUUGCACAUCAAACGGAACUGAAAGCCGCCGAUAUUGAACAAGAGGUCAAAAACGAGCCAUCUCCCUGCAUGGGGCAAAUCAUCUGUAACCUAGGUGACCCGCCCCUACCCAAUGAGCUACCCGGGAAACUCCUGCUCAUUUUCCUUGAACGGCUCAAGAAUGAGAUUACCAGACUGACAACCGUCAAAGCUCUCACGCUGAUCGCCGGAUCUCUGCUGAAAAUCGAUCUGAGGCCAGUUCUCCCCGACGCCGUUCCCAUCCUCGCCUCCUUUCUCCGCAAGAACCAGCGAGCCCUGAAGCUCUGCACGCUGGCCGCUCUGGACAUCUUACUCAGAAACUACAGCUCGGCGGUGACUCCAGUCAUGGUGGAUGCGGUGCUUGCUGAGCUUCCGCCUCUCAUCUCGGAGAGUGACAUGCACGUGUCUCAGAUGGCGCUGAGUUUCCUGUCCACUCUGGCUGUGACACAUCCGUCCUCACUGGGCCAGCUGAAGGCGGGAACAAUCCUCCAGCAGCUCAUUUCAUUGGUUCGAUCCCCGUUACUGCAGGGCGGAGCACUGGCUGCAAUGCUGGACUUCUACCAGGCUCUGGUGGCCACAGACACUCCUGGUCUGGGAUACAUGGACCUGCUCAGGAUGCUGACUGGUCCAGUUUACUCCCAGAGUGCCGCGCUGCCUCACAAACAGGCCUACUGCUCCAUUGCCAAAUGUGUCGCUGCUCUGACCAGAGCGUGUCCCACCGAGGGACCUGCAGUGGUGGGACAGUUCAUCCAGGAUGUGAAGAACAGUCGCUCCACAGACUCCAUCAGGCUGCUAGCUCUGCUUUCAUUGGGUGAAGUCGGACAUCACGUGGAUCUCAGCAGCCAACCAGAGCUGAAGACGGUCAUUCUAGAUGCUUUCUCCUCCUCGAGUGAAGAGGUGAAGUCGGCGGCCUCCUAUGCUUUGGGCAGCAUUGCAGUGGGGAAUCUUCCAGAGUACCUGCCCUUCGUUUUGCAGGAGAUUUCGUCGUCCAAGAGGCAGUACCUGCUGCUGCACUCACUCAAAGAGAUCAUCAGUUCAGCGUCUGUCUCCGGUCUGAAGCCGUAUGUGGAGGCGGUUUGGUCUCUGCUGCUGAAACACAGUGAAUGUCAGGAGGAAGGAACCAGGAAUGUUGUGGCUGAGUGUCUAGGCAAGCUGACCUUGAUUGACCCCGAGACCCUGCUGCCUCGCCUAAAAGGAUAUCUGCUGUCAGGUUCGUCAUAUGCCAGAAGCUCUGUGGUAACGGCUGUGAAGUUCACCAUCUCUGACCAGCCGCAGCCCAUCGACCCGCUGCUGAAGAACUGCAUAGGUGACUUCCUGAAGACGCUGGAGGACCCGGACCUCAACGUCCGCCGCGUGGCCUUAGUAACAUUUAAUUCUGCAGCCCAUAACAAGCCCAGUCUGAUCCGGGAGCUGCUGGAUUCUGUUUUACCACAACUUUACAACGAGACCAAAGUGAGGAAGGAGCUGAUCCGAGAGGUGGAGAUGGGUCCGUUCAAACACACCGUGGAUGAUGGUUUGGACUUGAGGAAGGCUGCCUUCGAGUGCAUGUACACUCUGCUGGACAGCUGCCUGGACCGGCUGGACAUCUUCAUCUUCCUCAACCAUGUAGAGGACGGCCUCAAGGACCACUAUGACAUCAAAAUGCUGACUUUCCUGAUGCUGGCCAGACUCUCAUCUCUUUGUCCCAGUGCUGUUCUCCAGAGACUCGACAGACUGGUGGAACCACUGAGAGCCACCUGCACCACCAAGGUGAAGGCGAACUCUGUGAAACAGGAGUUUGAGAAGCAGGACGAGCUGAAGCGGUCGGCGAUGCGAGCCGUCGUGGCGCUGUUGACCAUCCCCGAAGCUGAGAAGUCGCCGCUGAUGUCGGAGUUCCAGUCGCAGAUCUCAUCCAAUCAGGAGCUGGCAGCCAUCUUUGACUCCAUUCAGAGGGACUCCAGCUCUGCCAACAUGGAGUCCAUGGACACCAGCUAAAAAAAUGGACCGCGAGUUCCCACAACGCAACGCGGCACCACUCGCUGCUGGAGCGCCACCCUGCAGCAUGUUUCCAUGACAACACACACAUGCACACACGCACACACCUACCUGUAGUGACACACCCUCCUAGUGAUCGAUCAUCAUCAUGAUGCAUUGCACUGAAGAAGAUGGAACUACGGCGCGCAACAUGGACAAAAAGAACAAACACAAGAAACAAAUUUCAUUCUGAGGCUUGAAAGCUCCUCCCACUUCCUGUUUGAUUUCUGGUGAGAUCAGUUGGUUGGUGACCUCUGGCUUGUGUCGUCAUCCCCCCCCCCCCCCCCCCCCCCUUAAUUUUUCCAUGACCUUCCACAGGUACGGUCGUGUAACCUGAUUGGCCGCUGCUGAGUGACUGACAGUCGGCGCUAUUAUAUAAAACAGACCAAUGGGAAGCAGCCUGCCCGAGGCUGUGUUGACCAAUGGGAGAAGGGCUUUUUUGUUUUCUUUGAGUGACGUGAGCAAACUGUAGGAUGCUUGGGGAUGUCAGGUGGGCGGGGUUUUAUUGACGUGGACCAAUCAGCUUCUUUGUUCCCCUGACGGAGCGGCUUCAGUUUCAUGUCUUCACUUUUAGGACGGAAAGAGAGGAAAGGACAGAUUAUUGGUCCAGAUCAUGUCAGACCUAACCUGACUGGAUGAUGACCUGUAUGACUGUUUCCAUGGUAACACAGUGUAAAAGUAGCCUACGUUACCCAUAAUGAUGAUCAGUUUAUUAUUCCAGUGUACCUGACUGCUCAAACCAGUUCAGUAAACCAGUUUUGACCAGUUUA